Fraxinus pennsylvanica is the source of this 1686-nucleotide messenger RNA. NCBI's taxonomy places the organism in Eukaryota, Viridiplantae, Streptophyta, Magnoliopsida, Lamiales, Oleaceae. The record is from the annotation of a GenBank genome assembly.
AUGGCUUCUCUAGCAUUUUCAGUCUCCAAAUCUUAUAUCUCGACGAAAGUGAGGAUUCUUGAUGGGUCUUGUGAUUGUUCCAAGGAUGAAAAAUCCAUUUUUGAGAAAGUUAAGUAUUCCACUAGGAGGAAAAGUGUUUAUUCGAACAAUACUAUUAUGAAUAUUGCCACCAAACCGCAGCCUGCAGUUGUUCCUUUAUCGCCAAAAAAGGUCGUCCCAAACGAUAGCAAGCUUGCAGCAUGGAGUAGUAUAAGGCAGGAGCGUUGGCAAGGAGAGCUUAGUGUUCAAGGAGAAAUACCACUGUGGCUGAAUGGAACAUACCUGAGGAACGGUCCAGGUCUUUGGCACAUCGGAGAUUACGGUUUCCGACACCUGUUUGACGGCUAUGCAACACUAGUCCGGCUGCACUUCGAAAAUGGCCGGCUCGUGAUGGGACACCGGCAAAUUGAAUCGGAGGCAUACAAGGCAGCCAAGAAGAACAAAAAGCUUUGCUACAGAGAAUUUUCUGAAGUUCCUAAAACUGACAAUUUCCUAUCCUACAUUGGUGAUCUAGCCAACUUAUUCUCCGGCGCCUCGUUGACGGAUAAUGCCAAUACCGGGGUCGUUAAACUCGGGGACGGCCGUGUUGUUUGUCUAACAGAAACAAUCAAAGGGUCAAUUGUUAUUGAUCCAAACACUUUGGACACAACUGGAAAGUUUGAGUACAGUGACUCAUUAGGAGGCCUGAUACAUUCUGCCCAUCCAAUUGUGACAGAUUCUGAUUUUUUAACGUUGUUGCCAGAUUUAAUAAAUCCUGGGUACUUGGUUGUAAGAAUGGAAGCAGGCACAAAUGAGAGGAAAAUUAUUGGUAGGGUGAAAUGUAGGGGUGGACCUGCCCCAGGUUGGGUUCAUUCUUUUCCAGUUACAGAACACUAUGUAGUUGUGCCAGAAAUGCCACUGAGAUAUUGUGCACAAAAUCUGCUAAAAGCUGAGCCCACACCACUGUACAAAUUCGAGUGGCACCCGGAGUCGAAAGGGUUCAUGCAUGUUAUGUGUAAAGCUAGUGGCAAGAUUGUGGCAAGCGUAGAAGUUCCUUUGUAUGUGACAUUUCACUUCAUCAAUGCAUACGAGGAGAAAGAUGAAGAUGGAAGAGUGACAGCCAUCAUCGCUGAUUGUUGCGAACACAACGCUGACACAACCAUCCUGGAAAAGCUCAGGCUACAAAAUCUCCGAUCAUUCUCCGGUGAAGAUGUCUUACCAGAUGCAAGGGUUGGUCGAUUUAGAAUACCAAUGGACGGGUCUCCAUAUGGAAAGUUAGAAGCAGCAUUGGAACCAGAGGAACAUGGAAAAGGAAUGGACAUGUGCAGCAUCAAUCCUGCUUAUUUGGGAAAGAAAUACAGAUAUGCCUAUGCUUGUGGAGCUCAACGCCCUUGCAACUUCCCAAACACCCUCACCAAGAUUGAUCUAUUUGAGAAAAAGGCAAAGAACUGGCUCGAUGAGGGUUCUAUACCCUCCGAACCACUUUUCGUGGCUCGUCCUGGUGCAACUGACGAAGAUGACGGAGUAGUUAUCUCAAUGAUUAGCGACAAAAAUGGCGAAGGGUACGCCCUACUACUCGACGGAUCCACAUUCAAGGAAAUUGCCAGAGCAAAAUUCCCUUAUGGCCUUCCAUAUGGACUCCAUGGAUGUUGGGUUCCAAAAGCUUAA